Molecule: messenger RNA, 2479 nt
Organism: Doryrhamphus excisus (bluestripe pipefish)
Lineage: Eukaryota; Metazoa; Chordata; Actinopteri; Syngnathiformes; Syngnathidae
Gene: gata2a
Product: GATA binding protein 2a
Biological process (GO): positive regulation of transcription by RNA polymerase II; negative regulation of transcription by RNA polymerase II; positive regulation of miRNA transcription
Cellular component (GO): nucleus
Molecular function (GO): RNA polymerase II cis-regulatory region sequence-specific DNA binding; DNA-binding transcription factor activity, RNA polymerase II-specific; zinc ion binding
Source: RefSeq, a predicted model, not a curated record
AUUUACUGGCGCCAGCCGCAUCAGUCCGCGCCACAUCUCAUUAAUGAUCCCCAGCAGUGCAAGGAUCAGGAGGCUGACGCGUUCAAGCUGCAGUCAGCUGAUCGAAUCCCGCAACAGAUAACCCCGAGGGAAAAAAAAACGAAGACCGUGUUGUCUGAGGAUUCUAAUUUCUGAAUUUCAUAAACACAACACGGGGACCAUAUAUUAUCAAGAGGAUUAAACUUCCACUGGAGGAGCAAACGCAGCGCAUAUAAAGACUCCCCUCAAAAAAAAAACCCACAGCGGCUCCGCUAUGGAGGUGGCAGCGGCAGAUCAGUCUCGGUGGAUGGCGCACCAUCACGCCGUGCUCAACGGCCAGCACCCGGACUCGCAUCACCACAGCUUGAGCCACAACUACAUGGAGCCCAUGGCGCCUUUACUGCCCCAAGAUGAAGUAGACAUGUUUCUGAACCACUUGGACUCUCAAGGGAACCCGUACUACACCAACUCCCGAGCAAGGGUCACCUACAGCCAAGCUCACGCUCGCCUCGCUGGGAACCAGGUCUGCCGACCACACCUCAUCCACAGCCCCGGUAUUCCCUGGCUGGACCCGGGGAAAGCAGCUCUCUCCGCCGCCCACCACCAUAACGCAUGGGCGGUGAGUCACUUCAGCAAACCCGGCCUGCACCCCACCAGCUCCGGCUACCCGUGUAGCAGCAACACGGGCACGGCUCCGGUGUCCUCGCUCACUCCUGCGAGCCACUCAAGCCCGCAUCUCUACAGCUUCCCACCCACUCCGCCCAAAGACGUGUCUCCGGACCCGGGACCCACAUCUCCCACUCCCACGUCGACCAGAAUGGACGAGAAGGAUUCGAUCAAGUAUCAAGUGCCGUUGGCGGACAGUAUGAAGAUGGAGAGCUGCAGUCCGCUCCGCAGUGGCCUGGCCUCCAUGAACGGCCAGGCCCCGGCCACGCACCAUCCGAUCCCCACGUACCCGGGCUACCCUCUGCAUACCCCACACGAGUACAGCGGGAGUCUGUUCCACCCAGGGAGCCUCCUCGGAUCCUCGUCCAGCUUCACGCCCAAAUGCAAAAGCAAAGCCCGGUCGAGCUCAGAAUUAUAUGCAGAGGGUCGUGAGUGUGUAAACUGCGGUGCCACUUCCACUCCUCUGUGGCGACGGGACGGUACUGGCCACUACCUGUGCAACGCCUGCGGACUGUACCAUAAGAUGAACGGCCAGAAUCGACCGCUCAUCAAGCCUAAACGCAGAUUGUCUGCCGCUCGCCGUGCAGGCACCUGCUGUGCAAACUGCCAGACCACCACCACCACCCUGUGGAGGCGCAAUGGGAAUGGAGACCCAGUGUGUAACGCCUGUGGCCUUUACUUCAAACUGCACAAUGUCAACAGACCGCUGACCAUGAAGAAAGAAGGCAUCCAGACACGCAACCGCAAAAUGUCCAGCAAGUCCAAGAGGAACAAGCGAUCAGGGGACGGCUUCGAAGAGCUAUCCAAGUGCAUGCAGGACAAGGCCUCUCCCUUUGGCGCUGCCCCCGGCCUCACAAGUCACAUGACCCACAUGGGUCACUUACCCCCCUUCAGCCACUCGGGACACAUGCUGCCGACUCCCACGCCCAUUCACCCUUCAUUCGGCCACCCCCACCACACCAACCGCUCUCCGGUUUGGGCAGAGCCUCACUGAACUUCUCUUCCUGUCUUGAGCCACCGUGUUGCCAUUACCAUUAAAAGCCCCCCCCACCUGUCACUCAUAAUAAAACGGAAGCUGAGCAGACUUGCCGCGUCAUGUACAGUGGUCGGAUCCCGGCGCCGCUCCGUUGGACUUAAUAACUUCGGGUUGACUUGAUUGGACGGAGCGUCAAGCGGACUCUGUGAGGAGAUUGAAGCGCAAGAAAGAGAAUUUUUGACGCCUGUCGUUCUUUUUUUUUUUGCUUGUUCUUCCUAAGUCACUUCGGUACCCGCUUCACCUCAACCCCGUAGCAGGAAAUCCACGAGAGGUCACCGGUUCUGCGUAUAUUCAGAGGUAUGUGCACCCUGUCCACCUUUUCCCAGACAAAAAACUACUGUGGACAGAAGCUUCAGUGCUGGAAAUGUAAAGUCUGGCUGAACAGUAGAACCCAAAAACCGGUUCGGUUCUUCACAUGCUGGACUCAACGUUCCAUCACAAUGUUCACCUGUUUUUAAUAAUGGCCUUUUAUGGUGAAAGAAAAUACAGUAAAUAGAGUGUUUAUAAAUACUUAAUUGCUAUUAUGGUUGUUAUAUUUGAUGUUAUAAUUAUUGCUACAAUAAUUUAUUUUCACUCUUCAAGCUUUUUUUGUCAAAGACAUACAGAAAUUGUUCUGAUUUUGGUUUUAUGGUUAUGACGCAAAGGAAAACACUGACUUAUAGAUUAAAAAAAAAAAAGUCCCUGAGCUGUACGUUUUUAUCAUUUUUCCAUCUCACAAAAGUGAAGAAAAUAAAGUUUAUUACAUAAAUGCAAUGUCAA